Molecule: messenger RNA, 213 nt
Organism: Rangifer tarandus platyrhynchus (Svalbard reindeer)
Lineage: Eukaryota; Metazoa; Chordata; Mammalia; Artiodactyla; Cervidae
Source: the annotation of a GenBank genome assembly
AUGGCCUCCGGCUACCCCCGAACAAACCACCUUUUCGAACACGCCACAAAAAAAUCCGCCCUGAGCCGCGCGGAGGCCCGGCAGGCGCAGCUGCGGCCCGGGGAAGCCCGGCCCGGCGGGGGUGCGGAGGCCGCGCGCCUCCGGGGCUUGGGCCAGCCAGCUUCGUUCAGCCCCUUGCCGGGGUCGAGAAGAAUCCGAGAUGAACAUUAUUAA